GAUUCAGAGGAAGAGGAGAAGGAGGGGAGGGUGCCAGAUAGGUACCCAGUGAUACCCAUGCUGAAGCUGCCCCCACCAUCUAUGAGCAGUAUUAGCUACUUCGCCCAUACCAGAAAAGCUCCUCGGGUGAGCCUGCCUGGCUGGAUUGUUUGUUUGUUUUUCCGGAAAUGUGACAUCAGCCUUUUGUGGUGCUGAGUGCAAAAAGAGAAAAAGGCGCCCAAAGGCCGCCCCUCCCUGGCUAGGCUCCUUGGGCCGGGUGAUGCUCAGGGACACGCCUUCUGCCGAGGAGAAGAAAACAACCCCCCUCGGGAGGCUUCUUCUGGUGGGAGCGAGAGAAGAGCGGCGGGAAGAGCUAGGCGACGGCGACAGCGGCAGCAGCAGCAGCAGCACGCGCGCCAGCAUUAGCCAGGAUGCCAAACUGGGGUGGAGGAAAAAAGUGUGGUGUGUGCCAGAAAACAGUGUACUUUGCCGAGGAGGUGCAAUGUGAAGGCAACAGUUUCCAUAAAUCCUGCUUCUUAUGCAUGGUUUGUAAGAAGAACUUGGACAGCACCACAGUGGCUGUUCACGGAGAAGAAAUCUACUGCAAAUCAUGUUAUGGGAAGAAAUAUGGACCAAAAGGCUAUGGAUAUGGACAGGGCGCAGGGACCCUGAGCAUGGACAAGGGGGAAGGACUUGGGAUCAAACAUGAACAGCCCCAGCCCCAUCAGCCUACCAACAAUCCCAAUGCAUCUAGGAUGGCAGAGAAGGUGGGCGGUGCUGAUGGCUGUCCCCGCUGCGGACAGGCUGUGUAUGCUGCAGAGAAGGUGGUUGGAGCUGGGAAGUCAUGGCACAAAUCGUGUUUCAGAUGUGCAAAGUGUGGUAAAAGUUUGGAGUCCACUACUUUGGCUGAUAAGGAUGGUGAAAUCUACUGCAAAGGCUGCUAUGCCAAGAACUUUGGACCAAAGGGCUUUGGCUUUGGGCAGGGAGCUGGAGCACUUGUCCAUUCCCAGUGAAGAGCUGGUCUACCAGUGGUGCUGAAGUCUCCUUUCCAGCACUGAAUCCUUUGUCAAUGCUGAACUCAUCCAGACUGACCCUCACAAAGAACUAAGCCGUUCCACCAAUUCUUACAAAUAUAUUAACAGUAAAAGAAUCUGCUGUUUUCCAGUGCAUCACUGGUUCACCUUCUGUAUGCUAGCUUGGCAGCCAACCGUGGCCCUAUACCAUAGGCCUUGAAGACACUAAAUUUAACAAUUAUCUGCAAUGGACUCUAACCCAACACGGCUCACUUUAGUACAAUGGCCUCCUUAAAUACAAGCUUUCAGACACACUUGAGAGUAUAGUCACUUCUGCAUAUAAAACACAGUGAUAGUUUCCUUCAACAUCUCUUCCUCCCAGCCCUCAGCUAGCAUAGGUUAUUUUUGUGAGAACACACCAUACAUUGCGAUAUUAAGUCUUAUCAAACAUUCAUGUGCAAAAUAUGAAGCUGAUCAAAGAUGACCGUGAACUGCAAGGAUAAACAGCUGGAAGCAAAAACUACUUAGAUCUACAAGUGAUAUAGAGAAGGAAGAGAAGAGUGUGAAAACACAUACAGUGUGUAAAUAAAGCACUUUUACUAGAAUUUACAUAGAGGAACUAUGGAGAGAAAUCUUAACUCUCAUAAGCUGGAGCAGACAUUUCAUUUUCAGUAAAAUUUCUACUAGGUCAAUAUAUUCAGCAGUGUGGCCACUGAUUCAGACACCUUUUCAUAUUUGGGAGAAAUUGCAUUAUAUAAAAAUUAAGGUUUCAGAGGUUGAUAUACAGCUGUUUUCCCCAGUGAUAUUGCCCAGCAUUCCUCUAAUUCCUAAAAGAAUGUAAGAAUUUGGAGACAAACAUAGUUUCCCUUGAUUCCAUAUUUGUUACUUACAGCGAUUGGGACCACUGAGAAGAGGGUCUAGAGCUCUCAUUUCCUGCUAUUUAAUGUUAAACACAAUUUCUCUUUGUGUCACUUGCACUAAGGAAGUGCAUAAUGAGUUCAGUUUCAGUUCUUUAUGAUGGCCUGUCACACUGCAGAGAAAUGUUUUUGUUCUUACCUCUGUUUAGGAGAUUCCUUGAGCAGAAGAGGGUCUGCCUAUUGCAUUGUCAUGGAAUAGGUGCCCAAGCAUUCUGACAAAACCAGUACCAAAAACAGGUGCCACCAGAUUUAAACAGCUUCCUACAAGUUUGUAAUGUAAUAGAAGAUUGAAGCCAGUAAUGAAUCUGAAUCAUAGUGUAUCAUUUAAUAGAAUGUAAGAAGAGAACAAGGUAGAUUGGAAUCUCCCUCAAACCACAAAAAUAGCAAUUUUAUAAACAUCAAAAUAUGCAGUCUAAAGUUGACAAUCUCGCUUCUUUUGUGAAGUUCAAAGGAAGUCUGGCUUUCAAAGUAUGAGCCAUUAAUGGGCUUGGAGUUUUUAAACAUAAUCCAGGCUAUAUAUUUCCCAAUUUAUUUUAGCACCAGAUGGGGCCACAUUAGUUUUUAGUGUGAGCUAAAUGCCCAGCUCAUGUCCUUUAGGAUGCAGCCUCAAUAAUGUCUUAACCUCUCCUCCUUAGGUGAUUGCAUGGAAUUAGAGCGAAAUGCUGUGGGUCUGUACCACAUCUGUUACAAGCAUGUCGGAGAAACUGUAGUAAUAACAUUUUUACAAUGUUUUGUUACAUACUAGAGAUGUGUUCAAAUAGAAUUUUAUGUAUUCAAUAAAGCAGUCAAAAGGA
Messenger RNA from Rhineura floridana, 2703 nucleotides. RefSeq names its product cysteine and glycine rich protein 1 (gene CSRP1). The transcript has 7 exons. Gene Ontology annotation, biological process: sarcomere organization; muscle tissue development. The record is from RefSeq and is a predicted model, not a curated record. Gene Ontology annotation, cellular component: nucleus; cytoplasm; Z disc. Gene Ontology annotation, molecular function: actinin binding; structural constituent of muscle. Lineage: Eukaryota; Metazoa; Chordata; Lepidosauria; Squamata; Rhineuridae. The coding region runs from base 411 to 992 and encodes 193 amino acids.